AUGUCAUCUUCUUCAAAGGAAGAAGGUAAUAAAAAAAGAGAUAGUUUGGUUGAUAAAGUGUUCUCUUGGUCUCUUCAUGAUAUUUUUAAUCAUGAUCUUUACAAAGAUAAGGUAAACAAAAUCCCAAAGACAUUCUCAUCAGUGAACCAAUACUUGGAUUCAUACCGUUAUCCUCUUCUUGAAGAGACACAUGCUGAUUUGUUGUCAAAUAUGAUGAAUUUGUAUAAGGCACCGAAAUGCAAAAUUCUAUCUGUUCAGAAACAUAAACAUUAUAAACCACCCAGGAAUUUCAUUUACACUAUAUUGUUCGAUCAUAUUGGAGAAGAUGGAAAACCUGACAAAGACGUAUACAAGCCUCAAGGUUCUGAUAUAAUUGCUUUCUCAGAUGUGAGGCCUGAACGUGUCAAGGACUUCGUUCGAGUGUCAUAUAUUCCUGCUAUGAUUUUAGGUGUUGAUGAAAACGGUGAAGACAACCUGAUUAAUGAUCCCCUUUUUGCUGUAUAUCUUAUAAACAUGACAACAAAUCUUCGCAUAUGGAGGGCACUACAACCAAGUGGCACCAGAAAUGAAAAUAUUUUCAAGGAGGUUCUGCGGGCUAAUUCCAAGGCUGAAGUUGACUGUAACAUCUGUUCUCAAGAAGCUGAACUGGCUCUCAGCAAAGGCUUGCAGUCGUUCAAUCUUAAUGAAUCCCAACUUGGUGAAGUGUUACGUACUAUUGCAACAAGUUCAUGUAGUCACAAAAAUUCAGUCAAGCUUAUCUGGGGGCCUCCUGGCACUGGGAAAACAAAGACAAUCGGUAUACUUCUUUGGGCACUUUUAAAAAUGAAAUGUAAAGCUCUUACUUGCGCUCCAACUAACACUGCAGUUGUGGAGGUAACUACAAGGCUGAUGAGUAUUGUUAGGGAAACCUUAGAAAGUAACAAUUAUGGGUUGGGUGACAUAGUAUUAUUUGGGAAUGAUAAAAGAAUGAAUAUUGAUGCUCGUGGCGACCUUCGAGAUGUUUUUCUUGAUUAUCGCAAAGAGGAAACAGUAGGCGUUUCAGUAAGUGUUGGACAAUCUGGUGAAAGUAGCACCGGUGAGGAAGAGGAAGCGGUAAAUGAAGAAUUCAGUGAGUUUCUACUAAAACGGUUUUAUUUGAUAGAGAAAGACAUGAGAUUUUCAAUAAAAUCUAUCUGUUCUCACAUGCCUACCUCAUUCAUUUCUGUCACAAUGGUAAACAAAAUGUACACUACCCUUGAUUUGCUCAAGUUUUUUCGGGUUUCGCUAGUAAAGGGUUCUUAUUCCAAUCAAGAGCUCAAGAAAGUCUUCUCUGAUUCUGAAAUAAAAGAUUGCAGCAACAAAACAACCCCUGUGUUGCUAUUACGGAAGAACCGAGUUGAGUGCCUCGAAGUUUUGAAAUUCCUUGAAGAGUUUAAGUUUCCUAAUUUUCAGGGUGUAGGAUCAAUAAAAGAGUUUUGUUUGCAAAAGGCUUGCCUUAUUUUCUGCACUGCUUCAAGCUCAGCCAAACUAAGUACAAUUAAGGAACUGAAGUUGGUAAUCAUCGAUGAAGCUGCCCAACAUAAAGAGUGUGAAUCAUCUAUUCCGCUUCAACUAACUUAUGUCAGACAUGCAAUUCUCAUAGGCGAUGAACGACAAUUGCCUGCAAUGGUACAAAGCAAGAUUUCUGAAAAGGCUGAAUUUGGUAGAAGUCUCUUUGAGAGAUUGGUGUCACUCGGACAGAAUAAGCACCUUCUGAAUAUCCAGUACAGAAUGCACCCUUCCAUAAGUGUUUUCUCAAAUGUUGAAUUCUACAACAAACAAAUAUUAGAUGCUCCGACUGUCAAAGAAAGAAGUUAUACAAGAAACUUGCUUCAAGGGAGAAUGUACGGGUCUUUCUCGUUUAUUGAUGUUUCUUAUGGGAAGGAGGAAUUCAAUGAUAUGCACAGCUGCAGAAAUCCGGUGGAAGUAGCAGUGAUUUCAGUCAUAAUUGAGAACCUUUACAAAGCUUCAAUUGCAAACAAGAACAAAGUCAGUGUUGGGGUUAUAUCCCCUUACAAAGCGCAAGUGUUCGCGCUCAUGGAUAAACUUGGCAACAAAUAUGAGGCACACAGUAAUUUCUCAGUGAGUGUUCGAUCUGUUGAUGGGUUUCAAGGAGCCGAGGAAGAUGUUAUAAUUAUGUCUACUGUCAGGUCUAAUGGCAAUGGAUCAGUGGGAUUCCUUUCGAAUCAUCAAAGAACAAAUGUUGCUCUAACAAGGGCAAGGUACUGCCUUUGGGUUGUGGGGAAUGGACAAACUUUAAUGAACAGUGACUCAGUAUGGAAGAAACUAGUGCAAUCUGCCAAGGGCAGAGGAUGUUUCUUUCGUGUUGAUGAUGACAAGAUGUUAUCUAAAGCAGUUAUAAACGCCUUGAUUGAGCUUAACCAACUUGAAGAUUUACUCAAAAGAGAUUCUUUACUCUUUAAAGGUGCAAAAGGGCAGGUUAUCUUUAGUGAUGGAUUUUGGAGCUCAUUAUGGGGAAUAAAGAGUGUUGAGGUCCGCAAGAACUUAGUUUCUUUGUUAAUGAAGCUUUCAAGUGGAUGGCGUCAACGUUCUCAAAAAGAAAAAGAGCUCAAAACUAAUGAUGGGGAUGUUGCACAGCUAUUGCAGAGGAACCAGAUCAAUAGGCAUCUAAAUCUACUUUGGACUACAGAUAUUGUCAAAGAAAAGUCAAAUUACAUCCAAGUGCUAAAUUUUUUGGAUAUACUGCCGUCAGCGGAGAUACCUCCUAGACUUGCUAAAAGUCUAGAUGCCAUUUUUCAGAGUUACACAGUCCAAAAAAUGUGCCGCUGCAAGCACAAACGUCUUGAAGGGGUACUAGAAGUUCCAAUGAGUUGGGAGUUCAGUCCUGAUGAUACUAUUGGCGCUGGAACUAAUUAUGAAGACUUGUCAGCUGCACUGGCUUCACUAAAUCAUGCGAAGGAACACACCUCAAACUCAAAGAGCCAUGGUUCAAGCUCAAGAACUUUGAAGGUUUCUCUAAUUUCUGGUGAUAUGCAGGGGUCAGAGUUCACGAGCCACAAAGCCCAGGGGUUUCAGGAGCAAGUCUACAUCAAAGCAGGAGUGGCACGUAGUUUAAGAAGGGAUGAUGAGUUAAAAGUUCUUGCAGGAAUUUUUCCUGCAGUGUAUUAUUACUUACAUUUCAGUCGUUCUAGACAAACCGUGUUUUUGGACAUUUAUACGCUGUGA
Papaver somniferum (opium poppy) is the source of this 3204-nucleotide messenger RNA. RefSeq lists its product as uncharacterized. NCBI's taxonomy places the organism in Eukaryota, Viridiplantae, Streptophyta, Magnoliopsida, Ranunculales, Papaveraceae. The coding region runs from base 1 to 3204 and encodes 1067 amino acids. The record is from RefSeq and is a predicted model, not a curated record. Gene Ontology annotation, molecular function: helicase activity. The transcript has 10 exons.